Messenger RNA from Teleopsis dalmanni, 322 nucleotides. RefSeq names its product small conductance calcium-activated potassium channel protein-like. Lineage: Eukaryota; Metazoa; Arthropoda; Insecta; Diptera; Diopsidae. Gene Ontology annotation, biological process: potassium ion transmembrane transport. Gene Ontology annotation, cellular component: plasma membrane; neuron projection; neuronal cell body. The record is from RefSeq and is a predicted model, not a curated record. Gene Ontology annotation, molecular function: small conductance calcium-activated potassium channel activity; calmodulin binding.
GGAGCCGGUUGUACAGCCUUACUUGUCGCAGUUGUUUCAAGGAAAUUAGAAUUAACACGCGCUGAAAAGCAUGUGCAUAAUUUUAUGAUGGAUACACAACUGACUAAAAGGCUAAAAAAUGCUGCAGCGAAUGUUCUUCGUGAAACUUGGCUCAUUUACAAACAUACGAGACUAGUAAAACGGAUUAAUCCUGGUCGUGUAAGAACCCACCAAAGAAAGUUCCUUCUAGCUAUAUAUGCGUGAGUAUUUUUGCAGCCAUCACACUUACUUAUCCAGUUUAAUUUAUAGUUAGUUUUUGAAUUUGUUUUGCUUAAAAAUUUAU